GCGGGGGCUGCCGCGGUGGGAAGUCGCUUCUGGUCCUGCGCCCUCGCCGGGGCGGGUUGGCGCGGCGGGCGGCAUGGAAGCGGUGCCACGCGAGGAGAAGCCCAACCCGCUGCGGGAUGCCAACCUCUGCUCCCGGCUCUUCUUCUGGUGGUUGAAUCCCAUAUUUAUCAUUGGCCAUAAACGGAAGCUUGAAGAAGAUGAUAUGUAUAAAGUGCUGCCAGAAGAUUCCUCAGAGAAGCUUGGAGAAGAAUUACAGUGGUACUGGGAUAAGGAGGUGCAAAAAGCAAAGAAGAGAGGAAAAAUGCCACAUUUGACAAAAGCCAUUAUUCUUUGUUACUGGAAAUCCUAUUUAGUUUUUGGAAUUUUCACAAUGAUUGAGGAAACCCUCAAAACAAUUCAGCCAAUAUUUUUGGGAAAAAUUAUUAAUUAUUUUGAAAACUGUGAUCUCUCAGAUGAGGUAGCUUUGAAUUUUGCAUAUUGCUACGCAGCUGCUCUGUCUGUGUGCACACUUAUUCUAGCUAUAAUGCACCACUUAUACUUCUACCAUGUACAGCGGGCUGGCAUGAAGCUGAGGGUAGCUAUGUGUCAUAUGAUUUAUCGGAAGGCACUUCGUCUCAGUAGUGUAGCUAUGGCAAAAACUACCACUGGUCAAAUAGUAAAUCUUCUGUCAAAUGAUGUGAACAAGUUUGACCAGGUAACAAUUUUCUUGCACUUCUUGUGGGCUGGACCAAUUCAAGCUGUAGCAGUAACAGUACUUCUCUGGAUGGAGAUAGGCCCAUCAUGUCUUGCAGGAAUGGCAGUUCUAAUUAUUCUUCUUCCUGUCCAGACAUGCAUUGGGAGGCUUUUUUCUUCCCUAAGAAGCAAGACAGCUGCCUUAACAGAUGUCAGAAUUAGGACCAUGAAUGAAGUCAUAAGUGGCAUGAAGAUAAUAAAGAUGUAUGCUUGGGAAAAAUCGUUUGCCGAAGUUGUGAAUGGUUUAAGAAGGAAGGAGAUUGCCAUGAUUAUGAAAAGCUCCUACCUUCGAGGACUGAACUUAGCCUCCUUCUUUGUGGCAAGCAAAAUCACAGUGUUCAUGACUUUCAUGGCAUAUGUACUACUUGGCAAUGUUAUCUCUGCAAAUCGGGUGUUUGUUGCGGUGUCCCUGUAUGGCGCAGUAAGACUGACAGUAACGCUGUUCUUCCCUGCGGCUGUUGAGAGAGUGUCUGAGGCAGUGGUUAGCAUACGGCGAAUCAAGAACUUUCUGAUACUUGAUGAGGUCUCACACUUCAAACCACAACUGCAUGGUAAUAAUGAGAAUGCCAUCCUUCAUGUUCAGGAUUUGACUUGCUAUUGGGAUAAGAACUUAGAAAGCCCAGCACUUCAACAAAUUUCUUUUACUGUCAGACGAGGGGAAUUACUGGCUGUGAUUGGUCCUGUAGGAGCUGGAAAAUCUUCACUCUUAAGUGCUGUGCUUGGUGAGCUGCCUAAAGACAAAGGUUUGAUAAAUGUUACUGGAAGAAUUGCAUAUGUUUCUCAGCAGCCUUGGGUGUUUUCUGGUACAGUAAGAAGUAAUAUACUGUUUGACAAGGAAUAUGAGAAAGAAAAAUACGAAAAGGUUUUAAAAGUCUGUGCUCUUAAAAAGGACUUGGAAUUAUUAGCAAAUGGGGACUUAACAGUAAUAGGAGAUCGUGGAGCUACACUGAGUGGGGGACAGAAAGCCCGUGUAAAUCUGGCCAGAGCUGUGUAUCAGGAUGCAGACAUCUAUCUUUUGGAUGAUCCACUAAGUGCAGUCGAUGCUGAAGUUGGAAGACAUUUGUUUGAAAAAUGUAUUUGUCAAGCCUUACAUCAAAAGAUCUCUGUGUUAGUCACUCACCAGUUACAAUACCUCCGUGCUGCAAAUCAGAUUCUAAUUCUAAAAGAUGGUAAAAUGGUGGGGAAAGGUACCUAUUCAGAGUUCCUGAGAUCUGGCAUCGACUUUGCUUCCCUUUUGAAAAAAGAUGAAGAGGUAGAACAGCCAUCGGUUCCAGGAACCCCCAACCUGAAGUCUGCCCGGAGCCGAACCUUCUCGGAGUCCUCUGUCUGGUCCCAGGAUUCUUCUGUCCACUCACAGAAAGAUGGGGCAGUGGAACAACAACCUGCUGAAAAUGCACUUGCUGCAGUGCCAGAGGAGAGUCGCUCUGAGGGAAAAAUAACCUUUAAGAUAUACAGAAAAUAUUUUACUGCAGGAGCAAACUACUUUGUGAUCUUUAUACUCAUAGUAUUCAAUAUUUUGGCACAGGUGACAUACGUGCUUCAGGACUGGUGGCUUUCUUACUGGGCAUAUCAUCAAGAAAAGUUGAAUGUCACAACAAAUGGAAAUAAUGGAGCAAAUGAGACUGAAUAUCUAGACCUUAACUUUUAUUUGGGAAUUUAUGCAGGUUUAACAGUGGCUACAAUACUGUUUGGCAUAAUAAGAAGUCUUCUGGUCUUUCAAGUUCUUGUUAAUUCUGGUCAGACCUUGCAUAACAAAAUGUUUCAAUCCAUUUUGAGAGCUCCUGUCUUGUUCUUUGACAGAAAUCCUAUAGGAAGAAUCUUAAAUCGUUUCUCCAAAGAUAUUGGCCACCUGGAUGACUUGCUUCCAUUGACAUUUUUGGACUUCGUGCAGACUCUCCUACAGAUUUUUGGUGUGGUGGCUGUGGCUGUGGCAGUGAUUCCUUGGAUACUCAUCCCCUUAAUUCCACUAUUUAUUCUUUUCAUUUUUCUUCGGCGAUAUUUCUUAGACACUUCAAGAGAUAUUAAACGUCUAGAAUCCACAACUAGAAGUCCAGUGUUCUCCCACUUGUCGUCAUCCCUCCAGGGACUUUGGACUAUUCGGGCUUUGAAAGCAGAGGAAAGAUUUCAAAAACUAUUUGAUGCACACCAAGACCUCCACUCAGAGGCCUGGUUUCUAUUUUUGACAACCUCGAGGUGGUUUGCUGUACGUCUGGAUGCCAUCUGUGCCAUUUUUGUAAUAGUGGUUGCUUUUGGUUCCCUGAUUCUCGCCAAAACUUUGAAUGCGGGGCAGGUUGGUUUGGCGCUAUCCUAUGCAAUCACCCUCAUGGGAACAUUCCAGUGGGGUGUUAGACAAAGUGCUGAAGUUGAAAACCUGAUGAUAUCAGCAGAAAGAGUUAUGGAAUACACAGAACUUGAAAAAGAAGCUCCUUGGGAGACCAACAAGCAUCCACCACCUGAAUGGCCAAGCCAAGGAAUGAUAGCAUUUGAAAAUGUUAACUUCACUUACAGUCUGGAUGGACCUUUGGUGUUAAGACAUUUGUCUGUUUUAAUUAAACCAAAAGAAAAGGUUGGAAUAGUGGGAAGAACUGGAGCUGGGAAAAGCUCCCUGAUAGCAGCCCUCUUUCGCUUAGCGGAACCUGAAGGAAGGAUUUGGAUUGAUAAGUACUUGACAUCAGAGCUAGGACUCCAUGACUUGCGGAAGAAAAUCUCAAUUAUACCUCAGGAGCCUGUUUUAUUCACCGGAACGAUGAGGAAAAACUUGGAUCCUUUCAACGAAUACACCGAUGAAGAGCUGUGGAGUGCCUUGGAAGAGGUGCAACUGAAAGAGGCCGUGGAAGAUCUACCUAAUAAAAUGGAGACGCAGCUGGCAGAAUCUGGGUCUAAUUUUAGUGUUGGUCAGAGACAGCUGGUGUGUCUUGCCAGAGCGGUUCUAAAAAAAAACCGGAUCCUUAUCAUCGAUGAAGCAACAGCAAAUGUGGACCCAAGAACAGAUGAGUUCAUUCAGAAGACGAUCCGUGAAAAGUUUGCUCACUGCACAGUGCUGACCAUUGCACACCGCUUGAACACCAUUAUUGACAGUGACCGAAUUAUGGUUUUAGAUGCAGGAAGACUGAAAGAAUAUGGUGAACCUUACAUUUUGCUGCAAGAACAAGAUGGUUUGUUUUACAAAAUGGUGCAACAAGUGGGCAAGACUGAAGCAGCUUCUCUGAUUGAAACAGCAAAACGGGUUUACUUCAGUAAGAAUUACCCUGAAGUUGUUCAGAAUGGUCAGCUUGGCACUGACUCCUCCUUGGAUCCUUCCUCAGGAUUAUGCAUAACCGAAACUGCACUGUGAUUCCCAAUAUCUGAAACUGUUUUCCAUAGAAUGUAAACCUGAGACCACCUAAACUCAGUGUCAGUGGGAGAGGAAAAGGAAGGGGGCGAUUCUUUGCACUGGACAUCCUUCCUAUUUAAUACUGAGAAGAACAUUUUUACUUUCCCUCUUUAAUUUCAGUGCAAUAUGUUUUCCUUUCCAACUAAUUCUGUUUGUAUUGCAAAGGAAAUUAGGCAGACUUGGUUUUUAUUUGAAAGUUACGUGGUAGAGAUCUCUUUUAUUUAAACAGGUGCAGGACACCUGACAGGUCUAGGGUGUGUAUUUGGAGCUUAUUAUAAAAUAGGAAUGUGUCCUUUUUCUCUUUCAGUAAUAUUUGGAGAGCAAGCAAAACGCAGUUUUUUUCAGUGUCACUUUAGCAUGACAGCUAUGUCUAAACAGCAGAUUUGGUAGCCUGCAGCUUAGUUGUCUAGUGCAGCUGUCUUUCUACCUGUCAUAAGUAGCUAUGCAGGUUGGUAGGAAAAAAGGAUUGAACAAGCCAAAAAUAUUUUUCCUUUUGAUAGCAAAAAUUACUUUAUACUUAUUUUUUGAUAAAUGAUUCAAAUAAUGCUGUUCGAGAUGAAUGUAAAUAUUAAGUUCUAUUUUGCUAAAAUCCAUAUGUUGAAAAAUCAAAUCCCAAUCUUCUGUACUUUAGAAGAAAAUCACCACGUUUGCACUGAAACGAUAUUUAAAUAAUUUAACAUACAUUCCUCUUUUUAUCCAGGUUAUCAAAGAAAAAAAGGUAUUAAAAUAACUUGAGGAAAUGUUUGAAUGACAUGUCAUUAUACCUAAAUACCGUGUAGUACAAAGUUAUCUUCAACACAACACAUUGAAAUGUAUACAUUAUUUGCAUUUAUUGUGCCUUAAUAUUUGUGCCUUCAAGCCAAAGCUGUAACUGCAGGGUACACAACAAAUUCAUUAACUCUAUGGUAAAAAUAUGUAACCUUAGUAUAUUUAAAGUUUUGCAUCAGGGGUUCUGUUGAACUUGAGCUGUUUGAAGUUGCCAUCCUACCAGAAGAGGUAGGAAAGUGCAACCUGUAGUUUUGAAUGGCUGUUGCUGAUAGCGAGAGGAAUGCAGUGGGAGAGGGAGGUUUGGUAUUCAUAAGUUACAUCCUGAUUCAGCAAACAAAGGCACUGUUCCCAUGUUUAAAGAGAAAAACAGGAACUGCUGUGCUGCUUCAGAUUUUUUUCAUGUUUAGUGAAAUCAUAGAAUCACAGAAUAGGGUUGGGAAGGACCUUAAGAUCAUCCAGUUCCAACCCCCCUGCCAUGGGCAGGGACAUCUCACACUAAACCAUAUCACCUAUACUGGAGAUGCUUGCUGUUAUCUUUGUAAGACAAACAUUAUUUACUCAUUGUUCACCUGGUGGUCUGAAAGUAAGGCAAACACAAAUGUUUCUCAUUUCAAGCAGUUCUGCUGGCAAAUAACUGAUUCAAAUACAGAAUUACUCUCCUUGUUGAGAAGUAAAUUGAGGCCAAAGUCGUGUGUGCCUCAAUACAAGGGCUCAUCUAGAAGAACUUUGUCCUGCUCAGGAAUCAGCCCAGUGGCAAAAGGCAGAACCCUCGUUCCCCUGGUGCAGCAUCUUCCCUUUGGUGAGACUUGCUGUCCUGCUAUGAGAGAUGGGAAUACCUUACUACCUGCAGUGCUUCCCCUCGUGGGUGGGGGAAACAAACAUCAGACAUCUGGUUUGGCUGAUUACAUCCUCUUCUGUUAGCAGGAAGUUAUAAAAUGAAAGGCUCUUGUCCCUAGUCUUGCAGGUUCUGUGUAGUACCUUAUGUUACAGUAAAUCACGCCGACAUCAGUGGAACUGAACUUCAUGCAGAGAUGUGCAGCAUGAGGCUUGUACUACAUGUGGUGCUAAUUAGCAGAUGGUGAGGGACAGUAACAUGUCCCCAGAGCCACAUAGCACAGAUUGCCUCAUGUGAGCAGUGCUUAUGGCUGAUCCUUCUUGGAACACACCAGCCAUAUCCACUUUUUCUGUAUCACUUGGCCCUUGGUCUUCUCCAGGUUCAUGCUGUCCACUUACUGGGCUUAUCUAGUUGUGUUUCAUUGUGGUUUCUUUUUUGAUUCAAAUUGUCUGCCAUAAGGAUAGAGCUAUUCUGCAGCUCAAUAGAGUGAUGUUUGUAUUGCAGAGUUAUGUGAAGAUGUGGACAAGUGUUUCUAGUGCAUAGAGUCGCAUAGGAUAAUGCUGGGAGACUGUGUAGCAUGAGGAAAGUUUAACCUUGCAUGGUCUUGUCUGUAGCUGCCUUUUUGGAAGGAUCCAUGGAACCAUGUCCAAAAUCAAGCUUUUCCAUGGAGAGACCUGGCUGGAGUGGUCCAAAAGAGAGCUAAGGUGGAGUCUGGUGCUUGAGCUGAAUUGUUUACCUUUUUUUAUUGAGCACUGUGGACAUAUCCAGAGUCUAAUUACAUUUUGCAGUAGUGAAUUCUUUUUAUUUUAAGUAGUUAGUUCUAACAAGAGAGUAUGAUGUAUAAUAUGCUGAGACUUCUAAAUACUCUGAGAGAACAGUGCAUUCUCCUGGCCAUAUACCUUGAUUUUAUAUUUUUAUAUCAGAACCAAGGAGAUAUGCAUGCGUAAACCAAGGGUAUAAUUGCAGUUUUAGUUCAUUUCAGCUCUGAAAUGAAUCUGUGGUAAGUUAUAUUUCAGAGCAGAGCUCCAAAACGCUGGCUGCUGCAGACUCACUGGUAUGAGACCCUGACAGAUCUAGCUGUCAGUCUCUAAGCUAGAAUUAAUUUCAUCCUGUAGCUUUUUGAAUGUGCACAAAAAUGUUAGGUAUCUCUGAAAAUUCUGAUUCUGCUCCUUCACAUGUCUUGGCAGGACAUUACUAGCUGUAGGUAUCAAAUAUCAGUAUGAGAGAAAACAAAAUCACACUUGAAACCCAUAAAUCGCUGGAUAGGACAACUGAUGGUGAGUCAUUUGUGUCUGUCCUUGGCAUUAUACCACCUUCUUAGUUUAACAAAAAUAUCUUAAUCAGGAAAUUGCUUUUUGGGUUCUUUGUUGGGUUUGCUGUUGAUAGUUGCUUUGUUUAGGUGGCUGUUGGGUCACCUUUUAGAGAAAAGUUCAAAUAGUUCUGAAUUUCCACUCUGAAAAUUUUCAUGUUUCAUUUGAAAAUGGCAAAGCUGGUUACUAUAAACUACAUUGCUUCCUGGGAAUCUUGGAAAAAGAGCUGUCUUCUGAGUUAUUCAAGCCUUUAAAAUACUUCUUCACCAUGAGGUGCCUUAAAGUAUUCCAGAGUCUAUUUCUAAUAAAUAUAAUUUUAUACAGUAAUACUGAAAAUCAUCAGUUUCAGAACUGUUGUUUAUUUGGUGUAAAAGACCAGGAACAGCCACUACUUCUGAUCUCAAGGAUUUUCUUCAGACAUUCAUUUUGGUGUAUCUUUCCUCCACCUGUCCUCAAAAGACCACUGGGAGAGUCAAAACAGUUCUCAAGGAUGGGACAUCUUGUGUUUUGCAUAUUUUAAGGGCAGAAUCCUCUUUAGUGAACUGAACCAGAGCUCAUUUGCCAGAGAGGCUGGUCUUCUGAGAUGCUCUUCACACUGCCCUUUGGAAGAGGGAGGACCUUCUUCUGACCAUUAUCAGUAAUGCUGGCUGUUGAAGUGCUGUUGACUGUUUCUUUUAACCUUCCCAAUACACAUUUAAAAUAGGAUUGCAGAAACAAUCAGAAGAGGGCAAAAGUUCCAAAUGUUACAGAAACUCCUGAAAAUGCUGCUUUUUGUGUUGUCUGACACUUUGAAAUAUCUCACUUUAAAGUUUGCCUCUUUGGAGGGGGGAGGGAGACAAAAAGUUGAAAACACUUAUCUCCUGUGAUGGUGAUGAGCAUCUGAUACUUUAGGAGAAGAAUGUGGCUUUUUGUUGUGUAUGUUUUACAUUGUGUAACAGCACACUGCUUUUUCAUCAUUUUAACUUGGGUUUCAUUUUGGUUUGGUUUUUGCAUUUGUGUAAUAAUUUGAUUUUGGUAUUGCUAUGGAAUGAUUUCUUUUGUUGAUGUCCAUGUGACAACUCCUGUCCUACAAUAAAAGGCAUUUCUCAGAAGUGUG
Molecule: messenger RNA, 8114 nt
Organism: Melopsittacus undulatus (budgerigar)
Lineage: Eukaryota; Metazoa; Chordata; Aves; Psittaciformes; Psittaculidae
Gene: ABCC4
Product: ATP binding cassette subfamily C member 4 (PEL blood group)
Exons: 31
Coding region: 74-4066 (1330 amino acids)
Biological process (GO): transmembrane transport
Cellular component (GO): plasma membrane
Molecular function (GO): ATP hydrolysis activity; ATP binding; ABC-type transporter activity
Source: RefSeq, a predicted model, not a curated record